This is a messenger RNA of Pyrenophora tritici-repentis Pt-1C-BFP, 1464 nucleotides long. Its product is annotated as UhpC, Sugar phosphate permease. NCBI's taxonomy places the organism in Eukaryota, Fungi, Ascomycota, Dothideomycetes, Pleosporales, Pleosporaceae. Gene Ontology annotation, biological process: transmembrane transport. Gene Ontology annotation, cellular component: membrane. Gene Ontology annotation, molecular function: transmembrane transporter activity. The record is from RefSeq and is a predicted model, not a curated record.
AUGAGCGACCGCGAAUACAAAGGGUCGCAAGACGAGAAGGAAGAGGCAUAUAGUCCGCCUGCCACAUACAGCAAUGCGACGGACUAUGAGUUCGACCAGGUUGAGGAAAAGAGGCUGAUACGUAAAAUCGAUUGGAGACUACUGCCCAUUCUUGGCGCCCUUUACUCCAUUGCACUGAUUGACCGAACCAAUGUAUCCAACGCGCGAGUUGCAGGGAUGGACAGGGACCUAAAACUCUUCAUCGGAGACCGAUACACAAUCGUCUUGGUUAUGUUUUUUCCUACAUACUUCCUGCUCGAGCUUCCAUCCAAUCUGGUUCUGAGGAAAGUCGGAAGCGCCAAUUGGCUCUCCUUCAUUGCCUUAUCGUGGGGUGCUGUCAUGAUCGGGCAAGGUUUUGUCAAGAGCUGGAUCUCGCUUACCAUAUGUCGUGUGUUGCUUGGAGCCUUCGAGGCGGGCUUCUUCCCGGGCUGUGUAUAUCUCAUUACCUGCUGGUAUAAACGAUACGAAGUACAGAAACGAUUGGGCGGCUUCUACCUCUUCUCAGUUGGCAUUGGCGGCGUUGCAAACAUCCUGGCAUACGGCCUCAUGCAAAUGGAUGGCACUGCCGGCAUCCGCGGCUGGUCUUGGAUUUUCAUUAUUGAGGGGAUCAUUACAUGCGUCGUCGCCAUCAUGGCAUGGUUCAUGAUUCUGGAUUUCCCCGACAAGGCCGAAAAGACAGGCUUCCUCACCUCAGCCGAAGCGAAAGCGAUCCUAUACCGAAUCGAAGAAGAUCGAGGAGAUUCGGUAGCAGACCCCCUGACAUGGCCCAAGUUUUUCGAACACCUAAAAGACCUAAAGCUGUGGGCAUACGGCACACUCUUCAUGGGCGCCACAAUGCCAGCCUACGCAUUCUCCUACUUCCUACCCGUCAUCCUAAUCGGCAUGGGCUACUCCGCCGGCGCCGCAAACGCUCUCUCCGCGCCCCCUUCCUUCGCCGCCAUGAUCGUCGCCUUCUUCUUCGCCUGGAUGGGCGACAAAUACCGCGUGCGCGCCCCCAUCAUCGUCACGCAAUGCCUAAUCACCAUGACGGGCCUCAUGAUUGUCGCAUACUCGACCAACAACGGCGCCCGCUACUUCGGCACCUUCCUCGGUGUCGCCGGCUGCCAGGGCAACAUUCCCGCCAUCCUCGCCUACCAGAGCAACAACAUCCGCGGCCAGAGUAAACGCGCGGUCGGUAGCGCUCUGCAGAUUGGCUUUGGUGCUAUUGGUGGCAUCCUUGCGUCCACGACGUUUAAGCAAAAGGAAGCGCCGUUGUAUAGGACGGGGCUUUGGGUCACGGCCGCUCUGCAGUUUUGGAUGAUUUUCGUGCUGGGCUGUACGAGUGUGUAUUUUUGGAGGAAGAAUGGGGUUGUUGAUGCGCAGGCGGCGAAUGGGGAGGCUUUGGAUGAGAGGGAGGGGCAGGCAGGGUUUAAGUAUACUUUGUAG